GUCUUCAUUUUCAUUUGAUAAGGUUUGCACUGAAGAAUUACAUGUUUGGAUUGUCAUCGAUCAGCAGCUGCACUGCUGCAUAUAUCAACUCUCACUACAGGAGAGCUGUCAAGCUGAAGAAUUAUGCCUUUGUGCCUACUUUUAUUCCAGUGGUCCUACUGCCUUCCAUAGUGAGCACACUGUUACACCACCAUUUUGUUCAGACCCCAUUACUUAUGCAAAAGUUGCAGUGUCCAGUUUGUUUAGAGCUGAAAGGAGGUGCAGUACAGUUGUUUUCUGGCUUUAUAUAUCCCAUGGUGUUGGCUCCCCUUUCAGCAUUUCAGGUGAGUCACUCGAAAACAUGGAGUUUUUAGAAGAAAUAACAUUUAUUUUGUGCUGCCUUUUCAGUACAGUUACCAUGAUGGAAAGUGACUGUUACGCCCAUAAAAUGUUCAUGAUUAAUAUGUGUGUGUGUACAGAUUGUGAGAUACUCUACUUACAAUCAGUGCCCACACUGUCUGCGAAUGCUUCCCGAUCAAUCUUAGUGUCAACA
Molecule: messenger RNA, 532 nt
Organism: Cherax quadricarinatus
Lineage: Eukaryota; Metazoa; Arthropoda; Malacostraca; Decapoda; Parastacidae
Source: RefSeq, a predicted model, not a curated record